UAAUCAGCAGGAAUCUCUUCCUCCGAGAUGAAUAUUAUUUCCAUUUUGAAGAAAAAGACAAAGUCCCUGACAGUAGAGAAGACAGUGAAACUAGCAGAAAACCCAGAUGUCUUUUCUACACAUGUGACCAAGGAAUUACCAGCAAGGGACAUCAUUGAUAAAGGGUCAUUUUUCCAGAGAGUGAUGUUGGAAAGAAAUGAUUUUCCUGGCAUUGAGGAUUUUCAGUUCAUGCAAGUCAUGGAAAAUGUGCAUGAGUGUGAGAGUCAGUGGAGAGGAGGUGAAAGAAAUAACAGAGUGACUAUGGCCCAUAACAAGAUGUUCUCAGGUAGAGAUCAACAUGUUAAAACAGAGGCAGGAAACAAGUACAUGACAGUUUUUCAUAACUCACUUGCAUUAAGCUUCUCGUCACAUGUGACUGACAUGCAGACGUGUCACACUGGACAGACAAUGUCUGCAUGCCAUCAGCUGGAGACGGCUAUCAACAAUGGAUCCUCACUGUCAUCUCUCCCCAGUAUUUCACCUACUAUCCAAAGCAGCAUUUCUAAUGACUGUGGGGGAAUGUUCAUGCAUCCUUCUUUGUUUACAGCACACCAGAAAACUCAUAGCAGAGAGAAACCUUACAAAUGUAAUGAUUGUGGCAAAACUUUUAACUGGAGCUCAAACCUCACUAAACAUCAAAGAAUCCAUACUGGGGAGAAACCUUAUAAAUGUAAUUUGUGUGGCAAAGUUUUCACUCAACGUUCCAGCCUGAAAAGUCACUACACUAUUCAUAGUAGAGAGAAACCUUUCCAAUGUAUUGAAUGUGGUAAGGCUUUCUCUGGAAGAUCAACACUUGUGGAGCAUCAACGAACUCAUAGUGGAGAAAAACCUUAUGAAUGUAAUGAAUGUGGCAAGGCUUUUACACGAAAAUCGGGUCUUCUGAAACAUCAGCAAAUUCAUAGCGGAGAGAAACUGUACAAAUGUAGUGAAUGUGGCAGAGCUUUUAACACUCCAUCAAACCUUUGGAAUCAUAAGAAAAUUCACACCGGAGAGCAAAAGUACAGAUGCAAUGAAUGUGGAAAAGCCUUUAAAUGGGGCUCAAACCUCACCAGACACCAGAGAAUCCACAUUCUAGGAAAACCAUAUAAGUGUGAUCUGUGUGCCAAGAGCUUUAGUCAUCCUGCAAGCCUUAGAACUCAUCAGAGAUGCCAUACUGGAGAAAGACCUUUCAAAUGUAUUGAAUGUGACAAGGCCUUUACCCAGAAGUCGGGUCUUGUAGAGCAUCAGCGAAUUCACAGCAGAGAAAAACCGUACAAGUGCAGUGAAUGUGGUAAGACUUUUAGCAGUAGAUCAGUCUUUCGGAAACAUAAGAUAAUUCAUACUGGAGAGAGUCCUUACAAAUGCAUUGAAUGUGGUAAGGCCUUUUCUGAGAGAUUAAAACUUGUGGAACACCAGCGAAUUCAUAGCGGAGAGAAACCUUACAAAUGUAUUGAAUGUGGUAAGGCUUUUACCCGAAAAUCAGGUUUUUUGGAACAUCAGCAUAUUCAUAGUAGAGAGAAACCUUACAAAUGUAUUGAAUGCGGGAAGGCUUUUACCCGAAAAACAGCUCUUUUUGAACAUCAACAUAUUCAUAGUGGAGAGAAACCUUACAGAUGUAUUGAAUGUGGUAAAGCCUUUGCCCGAAAAUCGGGCCUUUUGAAACAUCAGCGAAUUCAUAGUGGAGAGAAGCCUUACAAAAAUAAUGAAUGUGACAGGGCUUUUUACAGUUCAUCAAUCCUGUGGGAACAUAAUCAGAUUUAUACUGGAGAUUUUAGCCAAGCAGUAGGCCUAUGAUUUAAUAAAAACAACAAGGAGUAGUGUACUCCUCAAUACAGUAAUCUAAUAUAAGACCCAAAUGGCAGCAAAUGCAUAAAAUCAAAGCUCAGAAGGGAGGAAGGGAGGAAAGGGACAAGUGGAACUCACGAGGAAGUGGGAAGAAGGCUUUUACAUCGAGGGGAUUGUAGCCAGUGCCUUGGAACAAAAUGUGUGUAAAUUAUCGAUUGGGAAAGUGAUUUAUAAACUUUUUUUUUUAAUUUAUAAACUCACCACAACUGCAAUAAAAAGUUUUAACAAGUGAAUGUGGCAUGGGGGUAGUAUAUAAAGCCUUUG
Messenger RNA from Echinops telfairi (small Madagascar hedgehog), 2127 nucleotides. Its product is annotated as zinc finger protein 883. Gene Ontology annotation, biological process: regulation of transcription by RNA polymerase II. Bases 28 to 1812 code for a protein of 594 amino acids. NCBI's taxonomy places the organism in Eukaryota, Metazoa, Chordata, Mammalia, Afrosoricida, Tenrecidae. Gene Ontology annotation, cellular component: nucleus. The record is from RefSeq and is a predicted model, not a curated record. Gene Ontology annotation, molecular function: DNA-binding transcription factor activity, RNA polymerase II-specific; RNA polymerase II transcription regulatory region sequence-specific DNA binding. The transcript has 2 exons.